Messenger RNA from Gadus chalcogrammus (walleye pollock), 2405 nucleotides. Its product is annotated as tumor necrosis factor receptor superfamily member 14-like. Bases 1770 to 2390 code for a protein of 206 amino acids. Gene Ontology annotation, biological process: signal transduction; positive regulation of peptidyl-tyrosine phosphorylation; negative regulation of alpha-beta T cell proliferation. Gene Ontology annotation, molecular function: protein binding; transmembrane signaling receptor activity. The record is from RefSeq and is a predicted model, not a curated record. Gene Ontology annotation, cellular component: external side of plasma membrane; membrane. The transcript has 7 exons. Lineage: Eukaryota; Metazoa; Chordata; Actinopteri; Gadiformes; Gadidae.
GACAAUAUCCUCACUAAUUACCUGGUUCCAAAAUCGCUAAUUUGGAAUGUUAUUUUGUUAGUAUUGUCAUGGUUUUGGAUAAUGUUUUUUGCACUUUGGACUUUGGCAUCAUCUAGUGGCCGUGCAUGUCUUAUUUAAGUGUUUUCUGUUUCCUUGCUUUGCCAAUUAGUCCUGUCACCUGUGUCUUGUUGCUCCUGUCACAUGACCAAUCAAGCCAUGUAUUUAAGCCCUGAUUUUGCCUAUGUUCAUUGCUUAAAGUGCGUUCACAUCGCUGGGAAUUAUGGGAAAAAUCUUUUCGCAACGUCGGAAAGUUCACUUCAUGACGCUGUUAUGAUUCUACUUCCGUUCGGCAACUGGGGCCAAAUUUAGUUAACAGAGUUGCCCAGUUGGUGACAUAUGGUGACUCAUUGUUUACUAGUGAUGCGCAUGACCAUGUCGGACCUCAACGCAAAAGUUUUGAACGGCACUGUCCGACUGAGAAGCUCCUGACUGCGCAGUUUGUAUGGAUGAUCCUCAUCCCAUUUAGUGAAUUAUGAACAUGUGCUUUGAAGUAAAUCCUGUAAUUUAUUGGGAGCCAAUGCAGGGAUUUUAGGCUAUUGAGGUAAUGGGACGGCUUCAAUCUGUAGGCUUGGUUGUUUAGUACAAUGGCUGCUACAACAUCUGUGUCAUUUACAUAAAGUUUAAAUCUCUUUCAGUAGACGUGGAUGAAAAACUGCAGCUUCCAUGAUCCCCGACAAUCAGUCAGAACCUAUGUUCCACGCCAAACAGAUGGUGGCGGUAAUCCUCUUGGUGUGAUAUAUAUAUACCGCUGACGAAGAAGAACUUCUAGAUUCCGAGCGGAGUGCACAUGAACGGUCGCUGUCGGAAAUACGCGUAAACGUGCACGUCAUCACUGCCGAGCCGUCUCGUUAUCACCAGGAGAGUGAACGCACCAUUAGUCUUUGGUGUGCCACGUUUGUACUCUGACCCAAGCUAAAGUCUUGUAUAGGACAUUAUUAUUGAUCCUCUGUGUUUUGACCGCUUGCCUGCUCUCUGCCCACUUGGAUUUGCCCCUCUGGUAUGACGUUUUGAACUUUUGUCUUUUUGAAAAAGAUCUACCUGUAUAUGAGUUUUUGCCUUCUCUGUUGGACUUUUUGCCCUUUUUGGAUUUUGCCCUCGUUUUGGAAUUUUGUGAUCUUCUGUGUUUUUGCCCAAAGACUUUGUUAUAAUAAACAACAUUUCAGUUAAUCCUCUCUGCACUUGAGUCUAUACCAUUGGUUCUCAAAGUGCGGCCCGCGGGCCAAUUGCGGCCCGCAGAAACAUUCCUUGUGGCCCGCAAUGACAUACAGACGUAAUAUUAAUUCAAACAAAAAUAAAUAAAUAAAGAGAAGAGUCGACUCUCUCUAGCUUUCUAUUAAAUCCUGUUAAAUUUGUUAGUUUUAAUCCGACUGUACAUUACUUUGAAAACAUGAACCUCAGUUUCGUGAUUUAAACCUCACUUGACCUCCCUCCCAGAGGUCCACGGUGCAAUGUUUUUUUUUCACCACUGGGGUGCUGACGGCGUUUACCGCCUAUUUCUUUUUUCCUUUGGCGGCCCUCAGUCAAAUUUUGGGUUCCUAAAUUGGCCCUCAGCUGUUGAAACUUUGAGAACCCCUGGUCUAUACCCUUCCCUUUUUGUUCACUGGGUUUAGAGUAGAACUGCCCGGAUUUGCAGAUCCGGGCUCGAUCCCCAACUCUGACAAGUAUUUUUUUUUCUUUCAACAUGGUCAAUUGUUUUGGUUCCAACAGGAAUGCAUGUUAAUAGACAUUGCACAGAAUUCAGAAGUACAUCAUGUGCAUCUUGCACAGAAGGUACUUUCCAAGAUGGCAACAAUGGGCGUGAACAAUGCUUUUCAUGUAAACAUUGUGAUGCAGGUCUCGGUCUGAAGGUGAAGAAGUCGUGUUCAUCAACAUCAGAUGCUGUGUGUGAGGUCCUGGAUGGAUUCUUCUGUAGUGACUCUAACAGAGGUGGAUGUAGGGCCGCUCAGAGACACACGGUUUGCAGUCCUGGUCAAUACAUCGGUCAAAGAGGAACAGCAGAUAAAGACACAGAGUGCCUUCACUGUACUGAUGGAACAUUCUCAAUUGGCACAUCAACGUCUUGUCAGAACCACACAAAAUGUGAAUCUGUGGGACUGAAACUGAUGAAACCAGGAACUGAUUCAACUGAUUCUGAAUGUGGAGAACAUGGUCCAGAGACAGGACUAGUGGCAGGAGUAAUAUCAGGAGUCAUACUGGUAAUGGCUUUAAUGGGAUUAAUCAUAGCCAUUAUUCACAGGAAGAAAAUAAGAGAAUGGAGAUUGACAAAGAUGGAGACCCUGAGCCAGGAGUUGAGCCGAGACUGCUGUCUAACAGGUAGAGGGGUGCCCUGAUCUCCACCUGAGAGU